AUGAGAUUACAGAAGCUUCUAACUGCUCCAACAAAUAAGCAAAGAGGUGUUUAUGACGAAAUCAUGACCCUUGUUGAAAAGAACAAAGGUGGUGUGUUUUUUGUUUAUAGGCAUAGCGGAACAGGUAAAACAUUCAUAUGGAAGACAUUGGCUGCAUCAAUAAAAUCUAAAGGAGAAAUUGUUUUAGAAGUCGCUUCUAGUGGUGUUGCUUCUUUACUUCUUACCGGUGGCAGAACAACACACUCUCGAUUUCAAAUCCCUCUCUUUAUCAAYGAAGAUUCACUUUGUCACAUAAAGCCAGACAGUGAUGUUGCGAAGUUAAUAAAAAAGACUAUUUUGAUAAUAUGGGAUGAGGCACCAAUAAUUUAUAAGCAUGCAUUUGAAGCAUUGGAUAGAAGUAUGAACGAUAUUUUCAAUAGUCAACGCAUUAGUGAUUCGCAAAUGCUUUUUGGUGGCAAGAUAAUUGUUUUUGGAGGAGAUUUCAGACAAAUUCUGCCAGUUAUUCCCAACGCAAGUAGACAAGACAUUGUAAAUGUGUCAUUAAGCUCAUCUUACAGUUGGGAAAAUGAAAAGAGAAGGCAAAGUAGAGGUGAUAAUGAUGGUGAGGCAGUUAUUGAGAUACCUCAUAAUCUUCUCAUUACCGAUUCAGUCGAUCCUAUAUCUGCAUUAAUACAAUUUGUCUAUCCCUCAAUUCUUGAAAACAUCAACAAUUCAUCUUAUUUUCAAGAAAGGGCAAUACUUGCACCAAAACAUGAAGUCGUUCAAGAAAUAAAUGAUUGUUUGCUAUCAUUGUUCAUAGGAGACGAAAAUGAGUACKUAAGUUUAGAUACGCUAUGUGAAUCAGAGCAACUUCACGAUCAGUUUGAUAAAACUUUGUACUCUCCUGAUGUCUUAAAUGGUCUUAAAUUAUCAGGGAUACAAAACCAUAAAAUUUUACUAAAAGUUGGUGUUCCUAUCAUGUUACUAAGAAAUAUUGAUCAGAAAUCUGGAUUAUGUAAUGGAACUAAACUAUGGGUGUUAUCAUUGGGAAAUCGGGUGAUAGAAGCACAAAUUAUAUCUGGAAGCAAUAUUGGAAGCCGGACAUUCAUUCCAAGAAUGUCUUUGGCACCUACAGAUAAAAGGAUUCCAUUCAAAUUUUGA
Molecule: messenger RNA, 1140 nt
Organism: Cynara cardunculus var. scolymus (artichoke)
Lineage: Eukaryota; Viridiplantae; Streptophyta; Magnoliopsida; Asterales; Asteraceae
Exons: 2
Coding region: 1-1140 (379 amino acids)
Biological process (GO): telomere maintenance; DNA repair
Molecular function (GO): DNA helicase activity
Source: RefSeq, a predicted model, not a curated record